AGAACAGAACACAAGUAGGGUUUUAAGUUUUAACAGAAGCUUAAGAAUCACAGCGGAAGGCAAGUGUAGUAGAGAAAGAAAGAUAUCUAUAGGCGAUGGCUUUUCUGAGUAAAUUCGGCAACGUAUUGAAGCAGACGAGGAGCAAGCAGCUCAAUGCUCAUGGUUCUUUAUCAAGAAGCCCUUCGCUUUUUAAGGCGAUAAGGUGCAUGUCAUCUUCUAAGCUCUUCAUUGGAGGUAUGGAGUAUGGGAUGAAUGAGGAUAGCUUAAGAGAAGCUUUCAGCAAAUACGGCGAAGUCGUUGGAACGAAGGUUAUUUUGGAUCGUGAAACUGGUAGGUCGAGGGGAUUUGGGUUUGUUACAUUCACUGAUGCAGAGGCGGCCUCUAGUGCUAUCCAGGCUUUGGACGGGCAGGAUCUCCAUGGCCGUAUUGUUAAAGUGAGUUAUGCACAUGAUAGAACAAGUGGCGGUGGGUUUGGAGGUGGUGGGUUUGGGAGUGGUGGAGGUGGUUAUGGUGCUGGCGGUUAUGGAGGCGGUGGAGCUGGUGGAUAUGGUGCAAGUGGUGGCUAUGGAUCUAGCAGCAGCGGUUAUGGUGAGGGCUCAAGUGCAGGUGCUGUUGGUGGCUACAAUGGAAGUAGUGGUUAUGAUAGUGGCAAUACCUACGGCAUCAACAAUGGUGGAUUCGCUGGAGACAGCCAGUUUAGUGGAAACCCAGUUGGUAACAGCUCUCAGUUCGGUGGUGAGAACACUCAGUUUGGUGUUGGUGGGGGUGAGGCUCAGUUUGGAGGCAUGGAGAACACUGAGAUGGAGAAUGGACCAGUGGGAGGUUUCGAAGAUGACACUGAUGUUGCCAAAAGAGCCUGAAGCAACUAGCAAAAUA
Messenger RNA from Raphanus sativus (radish), 876 nucleotides. RefSeq names its product glycine-rich RNA-binding protein 3, mitochondrial. Gene Ontology annotation, molecular function: RNA binding. The transcript has 5 exons. Lineage: Eukaryota; Viridiplantae; Streptophyta; Magnoliopsida; Brassicales; Brassicaceae. The record is from RefSeq and is a predicted model, not a curated record. The coding region runs from base 96 to 860 and encodes 254 amino acids.